Mizuhopecten yessoensis (Yesso scallop) is the source of this 1707-nucleotide messenger RNA. RefSeq names its product piggyBac transposable element-derived protein 4-like. NCBI's taxonomy places the organism in Eukaryota, Metazoa, Mollusca, Bivalvia, Pectinida, Pectinidae. The coding region runs from base 1 to 1707 and encodes 568 amino acids. The record is from RefSeq and is a predicted model, not a curated record. The transcript has 4 exons.
AUGGCGGCGAGCGCGUUUGACACGAACGUUGACACUGCAUCAGAUGAUGAAGGAGGCGCUGGAAUCCAAGAUGACGAUAACAAUUUCGGUGGAUCCGACCUUGAAUUGUCUGAGCUGGACUCAGAUAGUGAAGAUGACAUCCUACUUGCCGACAUCAUCCCGCUGGCAGACCUCGUAGACCGAGGUGGUGGAGAUGCUGGACACGCCCCCACCGAUCGCCGCUGGACAGCUGAUCUAAAUCAUAUACGUGUUAGAGAUUUUACGGGAGUGGCAGGGCCUACUACAGCACUGGAUGCAGAGAAGACAGAGAAAGAUUUUUUCCAUCUAAUCUUCCCGGAGUCCGUGUACGACAGGAUGGCUGAGCAGACCAACAUAUAUGCUACUCAGCAGAUCCGUGUCAAGGCAGACAACUCUUGGCUUGCCACUACGGCCAGAGAGAUGAAGACUUUUUUGGGCAUCAUCGUCUUCAUGUCUUUGCUGGACCUACCGAAUGCUAAGGUGUACUGGUCAUCUGAUUGGAUGUUCCAGACAUCUCUGCCCCCAAUUAUGACCAGACUAAGAUUCGAAAAGCUUGCCCAAUACUUUCAUUUGAAUGACUCGUCGAUAAAUCCCCCCAAAGGCCAAGCUGGUCAUGACAAGCUCCACCAUGUCCGACCAGUGCUCAAUACCAUCCAAGACACCAUUGCAGCUCAGUACACCGUACACCAGAAUUGUGCUAUUGAUGAGGCUAUGAUUGCAUACAAGGGGAGGCUUAGCUUCAAACAAUAUAUGCCAGCCAAACCUGUUAAAUUUGGAAUCAAGGUGUGGGAACGGGCGGAUUCAACAAAUGGAUAUGUUGACCAACUCCAGAUUUAUUCUGGAAGAGCAGGAAAUGAAAAUGGCCAGAGGGAAGUGGGACUUGCUGCUCGUGUGGUUACAGACCUGACACGAGACAUUGUUGGAAGCAGGCGCCAUGUGUAUGUCGACAACUUUUUCUCGAGCCCUCAACUAUUCGCCAACUUGCUGCAGGAUGGAAUCUAUGCUUGCGGUACUCCUUCUGGCAUCAGUAAAUACAGCGUGAAGAAAAAGGGUGACUUCGCAAUGUUGCAGUCAGGAAAUCUUGUAGCUAGUGUCUGGUUUGACAACAAGCCUGUGACCUUUUUGUCAACAAAUGCUGACCCCACUACACUGGAGGAAGUACGACGAAAGAACAAGGAUGGUACUGACAGAGUACACCUGGCCCCUUCUGUUGUGAAAAAAUAUGGGGAAAAUAUGAAUGCUGUGGAUCGAGCUGACCAAUUACGGAUGCAGUACACAUGCGCAAGGAAGAGUUACAAGUGGUGGAAAUAUGUGUUCUUCUUCUUAGUUGAUACUGCACUUGUCAAUUCCUUCAUCCUUAUGAAGGAGUCUCCAAAUCACCAGAGGAAAACCAGGACAGGCAGAGUAAAACACCUUUCCCAGCUGGAAUUCCGUGAAAUCCUGUGUAAGCAGUUGAUUGGUGAGACCCGUGCAGUCAGGAAGCGACGUCGUGUGGUACAGCAUGAUGUGUCGGGGCUUACAUAUUCACACAUGCCAUGUAAAGUUAAAAUUAACAGGUGUCGCCAAUGUGCUAAGUCAAAAAUCAGAAAAGAGUCAAGUUUCGGCUGUCGACAGUGUGGUGUAAAUUUAUGUGUACUUUGCUUUGAACCGUACCAUAAGGACUUAGUCUCUGUAGUACAGGAAGAGUAA